GUGGCAUCAGCAACGAUUAGAACACAAAUACCUCUAAAAACUAAUGGAGAAAAGCCCUCCUGAGAAAUCUGACAGUUUUGCCAGCCGAGAUGACAACAACAAGAAGCCCGAGUCUGAUCUCCCUUCUUCCCCUGCUUCUCCGUUACCGGAUUCCUUAGCCGGUGAUUCCAAAUCUGAUUCUCACGAUACCUCUACAGCGAUCACAACCGAAGAGGACAACAAGGACGUAGCAGAGAAGCCUGAAACAACCACCGAAGAUUCUUCCACUCCUGAUCUCGAUUCCAGCCUUCCAAAGAUUUCCGAAGACAUCGAUCGUUUCCUCUCCCUCUUCGAAUCAAACCAAACCCCAGAAGAAAUCCCCAAUUUUGUUGAUGAAUUUGCUAACCUUGUUGAAGCCCAGAUUGCCAAAUAUAAUUCCGACGAAGAUCCCAUCAAAUGGCGUCAAGAUUCCGAUGAAGAUUCUACCCUCCUCGAAGCUGUCGAUAGGAUUUCAAAACUGACGACCGCAUUAUCUCAGUACUCUUCGGAUGCGAAAUACAAUUCCUCCAUCAACCGUAUUGGCUGCGUUCUGCAACGAGCAAUGUCGUAUCUUGAAGACGAGUUCCGGUCGAUCCUUGAGAACCGUGACUCGGAAACGAAUGAUUCCAAGGGGAGACAACAAUCAUUCAACUCUAACAGUGAAUCCUGUGCCUUAUCUGAACCAGAUUCAGCCAAGGCAGCCGAUUUCCCCGGUUACUCACCGGAAACAGUGUCGAAUCUGAAUAGGAUUGCAACCGCAAUGAUCGCCGCCGGGUAUGAGACAGAGUGCUUGCAGGUUUACAACAUCUCGAGGCGAAAUUCAUUCGAGGAGGCAUUGAAGAAUAUUGGAUUAGAGAAGAUCAGCAUUGAUGACGUGCUGAAGAUGCAAUGGGAAUCUCUAGAGGGAGAGAUCAGCAAUUGGAUAAAGGUCUUCAAGCGCUGUGUCACCUUCUACUUCGCCGGCGAACAGAAACUCUGUGAUGCGGUGUUUCAGGAAAAUUCAUCGCUCUCUGGCUCCCUCUUUGACAACCUAGCUUAUAGCGUCGUCAUUCAGCUUCUCAAUUUUGUGGAAGCUGUAGCAAUGACGAAGCGAUCGGCGGAGAAGCUAUUCAAAUUUCUGGAUAUGUACGAAGCACUGCGGGACAUGAUCCCUGAAUUUGAUAACUUGUUCUCUGGGCAAUUCUCGGAGGAUCUCAAAAACGAGAUCUCAUCUGCUCUUUGCCGGCUAGGCGAGGCCGCCGUGAGCAUCUUCUGCGAUCUUGAGAACUCAAUCAAGGGCGACACCAGUAAAACUCCGGUCCCAGGUGGUGCUGUUCAUCCCUUAACACGUUAUACCAUGAAUUACCUAAAAUAUGCAUGUGAGUACAAGGACACAUUGGAGCAGAUCUUCCAAAAACACCAAAAGAUCGAUCCAUCCGACGUCGUCGUCGGAUUAGAUAAAGAGGGCAGCACAGCGACCAAUGGAAACCAGGAGCAGAAGCUCUCGCCAUUCUCAGUACAAUUGAUGACGGUGAUGGAUAUGUUAGGAUCAAAUCUCGAAGCGAAAUCAAAGAUCUACAAGGACCUUUCGUUAAACCACAUUUUCUUGAUGAACAACGGAAGGUACAUAAUGCAGAAAAUCAAGGGUUCCAAGGAAAUCUACGAAUUGAUUGGGGAUCCAUGGUGUCGGAAGAGAUCAUCUGAUCUCAGGCAAUACCAUAAGAACUAUCAGAGGGAGACAUGGAAUAAAGUGUUGGGAUGUCUCAAAGAUGAGGGAUUGCAGGUACAUGGGAAAGUAUCAAAGCCAGUACUGAAGGAGAGGUUCAAGUCCUUCAAUGCCAUGUUUGAAGAUAUUCACAAGACACAGAGCGCAUGGAUUGUGAGUGAUGAACAGCUUCAAUCUGAGCUUAGGGUUUCUAUAUCUGCGGUGGUGAUACCGGCGUACCGGUCUUUCUUAGGGAGGUUCAGGCAGUACUUGGAUUCCGGCAGGCAAUCGGAUAAGUACAUAAAGUACGGGCCAGAGGAUAUUGAGUCAUCCAUCGACGAUCUGUUUGAAGGAAACCCAACGUCCAUGGCAAGGAGGAGAACAUGAUUUGCAGAAGAAGAAGAAGAAGAAGAAG
This is a messenger RNA of Telopea speciosissima, 2117 nucleotides long. RefSeq names its product exocyst complex component EXO70B1-like. NCBI's taxonomy places the organism in Eukaryota, Viridiplantae, Streptophyta, Magnoliopsida, Proteales, Proteaceae. The coding region runs from base 44 to 2089 and encodes 681 amino acids. The record is from RefSeq and is a predicted model, not a curated record. The transcript is spliced from 2 exons. Gene Ontology annotation, biological process: exocytosis. Gene Ontology annotation, cellular component: exocyst. Gene Ontology annotation, molecular function: phosphatidylinositol-4,5-bisphosphate binding.